Molecule: messenger RNA, 4205 nt
Organism: Cinclus cinclus
Lineage: Eukaryota; Metazoa; Chordata; Aves; Passeriformes; Cinclidae
Gene: PHF20
Product: PHD finger protein 20
Exons: 23
Coding region: 394-3573 (1059 amino acids)
Biological process (GO): regulation of transcription by RNA polymerase II
Cellular component (GO): NSL complex; MLL1 complex
Source: RefSeq, a predicted model, not a curated record
UGCGGUUGGUUCGCGGGGCUCGGCGCGCCGCGGGCCCGGGCGGGGCGGCUCCGUUCUAACCCUUUUUCCCGUACAGAGCCCUCGGUUUGUUUUGACUGCUUGUACUUCCUGCAGGAAAAUACUUGCUUCAGGUAGAUUUCUUCUAGGAGUCAAAAGUCCCAAGUCCAGUUACUGCUUCAGAAAUUAUACAGAACUGUUUGGAAUGUUUGUAGCAACAUAAACAAGUUUCUUGGUGUGUGGUUUCAGCACAGCAUGGCUGUGGUCAUCCACUUGCAAGGUGUUCCGAUUGCGGUGGGGACCAUGGACUUCUCUGGAUUGACCAUUCCCGAUGGGGGCAUGCAUAUUGUAGGGGGUGAACUGGGGGAAUAAAAUCAGCAGUGUUGAUAUUACAAAAUGACAAAACAUCCUCCGAAUAGAAGAGGGAUCAACUUUGAGGUGGGAGCCCAGUUGGAAGCCCGUGACAGAUUAAAAAACUGGUAUCCAGCCCACAUUGAAGAAAUUGAUUAUGAAGAGGGGAAAGUACUUAUCCAUUUCAAGCGCUGGAACCAUAGAUAUGAUGAAUGGUUUUGUUGGGACAGUCCUUAUUUGCGUCCCCUAGAGAAAAUACAGUUAAGAAAAGAAGGAUUGCAUGAGGAGGAAGGAUGUGCAGGAUUUCAUAUCAAUGAUCAGGUAUUGGCAUGCUGGUCUGACUGUCGCUUCUAUCCAGCCAAAGUUACUUCUGUUAACAAAGAUGGUACAUACACUGUGAAGUUUUAUGAUGGUGUAGUUCAGACAGUCAAAAACAUUCAUGUCAAAGCUUUUUCCAAAGAUCAGAAUAUUGUGGGUGAUGCUAAGCCUAAGGAAAGAGGUAAUGAAAUUCCGUCAUCUCCUGAAAACCGGGAGAAAUUUAAAGAGCAGAGGAAAGCAACAGGUAGUGCAAAGAAAAACGAAGAUGAAAAGACAUUAAAGGCUGAGAAACGAGUUAAACAACCUGAUAAAGAGGGAAAAUUUAUAGUCAUCUCAGAAAAGGGCAAGAUCUCAGAAAAGAAUAUAUCUAAGAAUGGAAAAGAAGAUAAAGAGAAUAUAUCAGAGAAUGAUAUGGAAUAUUCAGUAGAUACACAAAUUGAGAAGAAGCCUGAGAAUGACAAAGUAAAGAGUCCACAGGAAAAUGUGAAAGAAACAAAGCGAAAGCGUGGCAGACCACCAGUAACACCUCCCACAGAGCCAAGUUCUCAGACACUGCAGCCCAUAACUCUGGAGUUAAGAUGUCGGAAAAUACCUAAAGGAGGUGAUGUUCCACUGAAGCGUCCCAGGAUUGAAAAGAACUUGCCUCAGGAAAAAUCUAAGAGCUCUUCAGAUAAUGCUGAGAGAGACCAGAUCAGGCGGCGAUCUUCAAGACUCUCAUCCAGUAUUAGCCAUGAGAUUUUAAAUACAGAUCUUGUCACAACUUCCACGGAAAUUCAGACUUGGAAAGAUGCAAUAUCUAACCAAAAAGAAUCCGAGAAGGUCCAGUUAGAAAUUCCUGUUGAAUCUGACCAAAGUUUUGGUGAACAGGGAUCACCUGGAAAUACAUCACAUAGCACAGCACUCAGUACAGAUGCCGGUUUGCAGGAAGAAAAAGCUGAAGACACUGAGUCUUCCUCUGUUCCUGUCAGAACUCAAGAACCUUCUGCUGCUACAGGUUCAGUAAUAAAACCUUGUAGGACAACAGAUUUUCUUGCAUCAAAAAAAGCUGCAACUGUUGACCAAGAUCACAAGUUUAGAUGCAAGUUCUUGGACUGUUCAAAAUCCUUCCGCAAAGCCAAGUUAUUGCAUUAUCACAUGAAAUACUUUCAUGGAGUGGAGAAGGCUGCAGAAUCACAGCAGAACCCUGUAAAAAGAAAUAUUCAAACCAGAGCUUCUUUGGCUUCUGAAAAAGCUAAUCAAGAAAGGUCAAAAAGAGGACGGACCACAGCUGGUUCACUGUAUGCUCCUCCACACAUAGCCCUCAGGAGUACCCCAUAUAGAGAUGAAAAAGUAGAAAGGAGAAGAACUUCAACUCCUGUAAGUGUGUUAAAUAGUCACCGACAUUCUAUUAGAGACCAAACCAGGAACCACAUAGCAAGAGCGCUGCGGAGGCCUCGGGAAAGAGUUCAACAUGCUGUUAAAGGACAUGAGAAGAAGAAGGAAAAAAAAUCCAAAGACUGUGGAAGAUCCAAGUCAAAGAAAAAGAAAAAAAAGAAAAAGAGGUCUAAGCCUGGGUUUUCAGGCAUUGGGGAGACCACAGAUAUCUCAGAAGAGCUUUCGCCAGAAAAAUCAAUUGCCACAAAAUCUAAUUCUUCAAAUAAAUCAUCUGCUCACCCGGGUACACUGCUGCACUGCACUGAUUCUGGACAGCACAAGGGAAAAUCAAAAGCAAAUGAGGAUGACACCCUGAGUGAAUCAUCUGUGGAUAGCUUGCCUUGGAGUGAAGAUGACUGCAGUCAGGAUGUUGAUGUCACCACCAACCCUGAUGAAGAAGUUGAAGAAAGUGAUUUUGAGAUUGUUCGGUGUGUUUGCGAAGUAAAAGAAGAAAAUGACUUCAUGAUUCAGUGUGAAGAGUGUCUGUGCUGGCAGCAUGGAGUCUGUAUGGGCUUAUUGGAAGAUAAUAUACCUGAGAAAUAUACCUGCUAUAUUUGCCAAGAUCCUCCAGGUCAGAGGUCCAGCUUAAAGUACUGGUAUGAAAAGGAGUGGUUAAGUAAUGGUCACAUGCAUGGCUUAGCAUUUUUGGAAGAAAAUUAUUCCCACCAGAAUGCCAAGAAGAUAGUGGCCACUCACCAGCUGCUUGGUGAUGUACAGCGAGUGAUCGAAGUCCUGCACGGGCUGCAGCUGAAGAUGAGCAUAUUACAAAAUAAAGAACACCCUGACUUAAAGCUUUGGUGUCAUCCAUGGAAGCACAUCACAGUGGACGAAAAAAUCCAUACAAAACACAUCAUUCACUUUGAGGAAAACUGUUGCAAAGAGGAGACAGCAAGUUAUAGAACUUGGAAUGGGACAGUUGAGAAACCCUCAACAAUUCCUUCUGUGGAGGAAUCUUACAUUACAAGUGAGCACUGUUACCAGAAGCCUCGGGCCUACUACCCUGCCAUAGAGCAGAGGCUGGUUGUGGAAACAAGAGGUUCAGCCAUGGAUGAUGGAGUCAACAGAAUAAGGGAAAAUGGGGAUGAUACCCUCUCAGAGAGGUUUGGCUGGAAUCUGGACCAAGAAAUAUGCAAGAUGGAAAAUGAAUCCAAACACAAUUACUCCAAGGUGAGAGAGUCUGUCUCUAAGAAAGUCUCUCCAGAGGAAGCUAUUGAAAUUAAAUUGCUGGAAAAAGACAAAGAAGGAGUUGUGAACUCGCAGCUGCAGUGGCAGCUCAAUCUUUUAGCUCACGUGGAAUCUCUGCAAGAUGAAGUCAUACACAGAAUGGAUUUCAUUGAGAAGGAGCUAGAUGUUCUGGAGAGUUGGCUGGAUUACACAGGAGAGCUGCAACCCCCAGAACCACUGGCUCGACUCCCCCAGCUCAAACACUGCAUAAAGCAGCUGAUAACAGACUUGGGCAAAGUGCAGCAGAUCGCGCUGUGCUGCUCCACGUGAGGCUGGAGAACACUGGGCUGUGAGUGCCAGCAAAGCUGGAGUGUCUGAUGGGAGGAGCUCUGAAUCUGUAAAAGAAACUAGCAUGCUGGUUGCAUGGGAUACAGAUUGACUUCAGGGACUUGUGAAAAAGUGUUAAUCAAAGAGCAAAAAGGUUAUUUCAGGUCUGUUAGAUGAUUAUAAUGCUGUGGAAAAGGUCAUAAUCUUGUCUCCAGAGGUUGCCUGUUGGUUGAUAAGUGACACUUACUUCACUCCUUACAAGUUGCUCAUCAAAACAGUAGACUUUUUCAUCAUUAAAUUGACUAAAAAUUGUGCCACUGAAGAACAGAGUUCUAAGAGCCAAAAAAGUUUGGUUGACAGGGGUUGUAAAUAACGUUGCAUAGUUUAAGUGACUCAUGUCAUGUUUUAUUUCUUCUGGUUUAUGCAUACUAGCACUCAGUAUUUAAUCAUUAGGAGAUGUUAUAACAGUUUCAGACUUAGCAAGUAUGAAUGUCCAGCUUUUGACUAUAAAAGUGUUAUGUGGAGGUUUUCAAGUAACAGUGGCCUGACCCCCACUUCUGUUACAGUAAAUAAUGUAGCAGGAGGUCACAGGUGGAUUGCACUUACUUUCAGAAUAAAUGAUUGUUUUCCAUAUG